AUGAACAAUAAUCUGGAAGAGGAUUCCUCUGCUGAGGCUCUUUGGAGAAUGUAUUCAAAAGCUAAAGCAUCAUUACCUUACAAAGAACGUAUGCAAAAUCUCACAUGGAGAAUGAUGAGUAUAAAAUUCAAAAGACAACAUAUUUUACCUUCAUUCCCAGAAUCUUCCACUGCAACUUCACCAAAAAUAAAAAAAAAUGUCUUUGAUGAUAAACCAAAAUAUAAUCCUGAGAUAGCUAAUGGUGAUGAAUAUCUGAACUUAUCUGAAAUCCCAAGUCUUACAGCUACAUCAACAUUUUCAAACAAUCAUAACGAACCAUCAAAUUUAACAAAAUUCUUUCUCGAGAAUGAACAAAAAUCGAAAAUUAAUUCUAAUAUCAAAACUGAACCAGAGAUUGAUCCAACUUCUGAUGAUUUUGAUUACGUGGCUCAUAUUAAGAAGAUUGGUCAACAAGAAGAUCAAAAUAAUAAUUUCACUUCAAUUUCUUCAAGCUUUCAUGAAAAUGAUUCUAUAAUGACUGAUUAUUUACCAACUAAAGAUUCAAAUUUAAAUUCACAAUCUAUCCCAAUAUUAAACAACAUUCAUCCACAUGCUAUAAAUGUCCCAAACUCGUCAAGCUACAAUUCCAAUUAUCUUGAUUCUCCAGGAAAUGAUUUGAAUUCUUACUUGGAUCCACUUGAGACUAUAAGUAACUCUUAUGAUCCACCUUCAAAUUUCCAUCAUAUUUCAAACAGUUUCAGUGAAUCACAAAAUUAUUUUAAUAAUAUGUACAAUACACAAGCUACGAAUUCACCAGUUUCAUCAUCAGCACAUACUCCAAUAAUGAAUGAUGGUUCUUUUUUUGAAAGCUAUUUUAAUAACAGUGGUAACAAUGCAUCAUUUGCAAGAAACAACAACAAUCAAAGUUUUGCAAGCAAAUUCAGAAGGGUACCAUCUAUGACUUCAAUAAACAAUAAUAACAUCAAUGAUGAUGAGACAUUGAUGAACGGAAAUGAUUUCGUUUCAAACCUAUCCUCUUCAUUAAAUUCAAGAAGGCCUUCUACAGCCUCAACUAUAAGGAAAAAGGCUAAUAUUCCAUCAAAACUAACCAAAGCCAAGAAGAACGUUUCAUCGACUCAGUUAUCAGGUAUAAAUGUUUCAGGAAAUAAUUUAUCUUCUUCAGCUCCAAAUAAAAGGGAAGACUCAACUUCAAAUGCUAAUACAAGAUGCACAAAUUGUAACACACAAACAACACCUUUAUGGAGGAGAAACCCUGAAGGGCAGCCUUUAUGCAAUGCUUGUGGGUUAUUUUUAAAGUUACAUGGUGUUGUUCGUCCCUUAUCCUUGAAAACCGAUGUCAUUAAGAAGAGACAAAGGGGUUCAGGAAGUACUUCAACUGCUUCAAACAACAACAACAACAACGGUAAUAAUGUUAACAAUCAGCCAUUUUCACCUACUAAGGUAGAUUCAAAAUUGGGUAAAAAAGAAUCAUCAACAAAUAAUAAAAAUAAACCCACUGUUUCAAAUACAUCAAGACAAUUUAAGAAAAAGACACCUGGACCUUCAUCACAACCAACACCUCAACGUACACCAACUAGUGCUAGAGGAGAAUCGAACGAAAAUUCUCCUUUUAGUGGAAAUGCUGACAAUGAGUUCCUACAAGAUGAUCAAUUCAUUCAUCACUCUAAUGAUCAACUUCUCAAUGAUUCCGGUGGGUUUCAAUUCAAUACAAAUAUAGAUUUUGAUAAUCAAUUUGGUAAUAAUACGGUGAGCUCCUCAAAACUGGAAUCCAAUUUUACCACUACUAAUAAUAAAAAUGGUGAAUCAGGAAAAUCCGGUUCAAACAAUAAUUGGGAGUGGUUAUCUAUGGCGUUAUGA
Molecule: messenger RNA, 1857 nt
Organism: Hansenula ciferrii
Lineage: Eukaryota; Fungi; Ascomycota; Saccharomycetes; Phaffomycetales; Wickerhamomycetaceae
Gene: GAT1
Product: Gat1p
Exons: 1
Coding region: 1-1857 (618 amino acids)
Biological process (GO): negative regulation of transcription by RNA polymerase II; positive regulation of transcription by RNA polymerase II
Molecular function (GO): RNA polymerase II cis-regulatory region sequence-specific DNA binding; DNA-binding transcription factor activity, RNA polymerase II-specific; zinc ion binding
Source: RefSeq, a predicted model, not a curated record